AAUCAUCCUGCACCUCGUUCUUACGUUCCUCGCAGAAAGCGUACUUAUUCUAGCUCUCUCUGCAUUGACCGCAGGCACUUUUAGGUGAUGCCGAACUGUUGGUCACUAUCCACCGACACGUCGCACAGCUCUGACCGCGGCGCACGUGCUGUCUUACGUUCCAAAAAGGUUGUGUGGAUUUGGGAUUUGCAAUCUUAUGACAGUGUGUGUGACCUCACUACAACCUUCUUUGUUCUCAGAGUCUUGCGUGUUCAAGUGUUCUUCCAACGAGUGCCUGCGGAGCUUGACGCUGGUGUGUAACGGUGUAUCAGAUUGCUUGAACGGGAGCGAUGAGAAUGGUUGUCCAGUUAAUCUCCUCGAGACGCCAACACCUAACGCGUUUGCCAGCCUGCCUGGUGCUAGUGAAGUUUCCAGUAUUCAAAUCAUCAUCAUUGUGAUAGCUAUAGUGUUAAAACUGGGGCUUUUAACCUGCAUCAUUAGUCAUUAUAAAAUGGGAGCUCGGUCAUGGAGUGAAAGACAGGGUCGACCACCUCCUCAGACAUCUAGACGCCAAGCUUUUCUUCUGGCACCACUGCCUCAUCAACAACAACUUUACCUAUCUACACCACAACACUCGGUGCUUUACACACAACAUGGUAUACAAAACAAGAGACAAUUGGAGUUGACAAUACAGCGAGAAAAACAGAUUAGACAACAAUCAGUUCAGACAGACUUAGCACUGAACCUUCCAGUUUCUCUUACUUUACCUGAUGGUGAGGAAUAUCCUUAUGGUAGCUCCAAGUUACUCCGCCUUCGAGAUUCACAGCAGGAAAGUGAACUUCGUAGAGGCUGUGUACAACCACCUCCAAACAGGACAGUUAUUCAAGAGGAUGGUCUCCAAGCUUAUCGUUCCAAGCCUAAGAGCCAAAAUUUUAAAUCGUCUACUCCAGCUAGUGUAUUGCGAACUAUAGAUGAAAAUCCCCUAGUCAUACCCUUUCAGACUAUCAAGAACAAUGGCUGUACUAAAAGUCAGGCACUGCCCUCUUACCUCAGGUUACCAGAACCUACAUGUGACAGAACCACAAACUUCAGAUGUGACAACUCUAACAAUGAUGCAGGAUAUCGAGGGCAAGUGAUCUUUGGAGCAUCAGACUCCAUCCAGAUAUAGAGACAGUACAUGUAACCAUGACCUUUGUAGGUUCACUGGGCAGUCAGGGAAUAAAAUAGUGUUUGACCCACAUACUUACCUAAAAGAAAUAAAGUCUUUCACUUGUCAAUAGACGUCUUGUGAUAACAAUUCAGCUGGACCUCGCUAAAGGAGAGCGAGUUAAGGGUUGGGACAUCCCUGCUCUUAGUGCCUCAAAUUUUGUUGUUUGUGCUGCAGCAGCUGAAAUGAUGGAUUUGAGGUUUUGUAUGAUUUAUUUGUUUGUUUUGGCAUCCAAGAUGCUAAUAGGUAAGACUCCAAUUGUAAUAAAAGUUAAAAAUGUUUGUGUGUGUAUAUGUGGUUCGAAAGUGAUAUAUUUGUGAUGUGUAAGUAUUAAAUUUCUAAUUAUGAUGAUAAUAUAGUCAUUGCGGAAAAAUACAAAUACUAAUGAAUAUGUCUUUUUUUGUUGACAAAGGGGCAGAAAGGAUCGUGUACCCAUAUACUUAUCUAAAAGAAAUAAAGUCUUUCACUUGUAAACAAAUGUUUUUCUGAUAACAUUUCACUUGUACCUCACUAAAAGGAGAGUGAGUUAAGGGUUGGGACACCACUUUUUGUGUAUCAAAGGAGAAGUAAAGGCAGAGCCUUGUUCAAACUGAUAAUUUUUGUUGGAAAAAUAGGUGUUCAUACCUUGAGAAAAAACUUUUCUCAGAAGAUAAACUAGGUUCAGAGUUGUAGAUAAUUUUAUCCAUUAUUGAUCAACAUGUAACCAUGUUCAACUUUUCCAAGCAAGUUAUUCUCUAAUAACGUAAAUAGAUUUUAAGGCUUACAGUAAUUGAGAAGUCUAACUCCUUUCUCUCUCUUUUACAAAACUCCUUUAUCAGUGUAACAUUAGCUUAAAAAAAAAGAUAUAUGGUUUCUUAAUCUUUCCAUAUUAAUUGUUUCUUUUACAAAACAUUAACAUUUUUGUUAUUUUUAGUAAGUGUAAUUUAACAUGUGAGCAUAUAAUGCUUUUAAUUUGAAAUUUCUUCAAAUCUUUUUUACACUUAGAAAUAUUUAAAUAAAAAUUUUGAAUUCAAUUAUUUCAACAUUUGAUUUUGUUCUUCAUUAAUGAUUAAUGUUUUGUUUUAUAGGAAUUUGCAUGAAAUGAUCAAAGAUAUUUUUAAUAGUUUUUUUUUAAAACCCUUGGAAACCAUUAAGGUAUAGACAGAAAAACAACAACAAACAUGAAGACUUACCAUGAUUUUUAGUCCAAGUCAUGUCUAGGUAUCAAUAACUUGAAGUAUUGAUUUCUAUAUGUUUUUUUUAACAUUUUUCAAUCAUUCACUUUCUGUUAUGACUGAAGUGUAUAUCUUAAAAUAAUGUAUAUGUGAGAAAGAACAAUAUUAAAACUUCAUGUGUUAAUUAUAACCUUUACAAGCAGAUGAAUUCACAAGACCCACAAGGAAAAAGUGUGCAAUUUUACAUUAAUAAUGAAAGACAUGUUUGUGCCAAUGAUCUGUAGGGAUGGAAACUCUCAGUGAAAAAAAAAAAGUAGGAAACAUUAAUAGAGUUAAAGUUAAUACACUACUAAAAAUUAAUGGUGAAAAAUGAUUUAUAUAGAAUUAGCAUUAAAGAUAUUACUGUGGCUUGAAACUAUUAUUUGUGUUAAGUUUUGUUUUCUAAAGAUAGAAAGGCUUAGUCCUUUUUAGAAUCUUUUCAUAAAUCAAUAAUAUCUUUCCUUUAAAAGUGUUGGUGAUCAUGUAAUAAAGCUUAUUUCUCAUACUUGUAUGCCAACUUACAUUUGUAUAUGUUUUCUACCAGUUUUUCAAAGACAAACUGUGUAACAAUAAUUCUCUCCUAAUGUACACAUUAAUUUUUUUCCAGAAGGACAAUUAAGUGGUUCCUCUCUUGUAGUGCAUGUACACCAAAGUAGGGUUAUGAAUCAAUGGAGUUUUCAGACAGGUUAUGAAAUGAUAUCUUGCUGAUGGUGCACAUUCAUGGAAACUGGGUAGUGAGUCAGUAAUUAUGAAUAUUAUGGAGUGGUGCCUUCCCAUUAUUGUACAUAUAUAUAUAUACAUAAAUCAUGGAAUAUCUCUUUUAGUUUCUUUGAGACUUUUUCUCGUCAAUGUUAGGUAACACAUAAAUUCUCAUAACACUUAACCACAUAAUACACUGUAUGUGUGUGCUAGGAUUAGUAUAUAGUGAUUCUCUGUUUUCUUAUGCUGCCCAGGUAUUAUUAUAUAUAAUAUAAUGGAAAAUGUACCCACAUCUUAUGCAGCAUUUAUUUCACUGGCUUCAUGGUCUUGCAUGUGCAUCAUCAGCCAUACAGGUCUACUGAAUACAGGUGAUCAGAAAAGGUACCCGUGCUAUAUGUAGCAUUAAAUGCCACUUUCAUUUGGCAGUUAGAAAAGACUGCCAAACUGAAACCUUUUUCUUCAAUUGCUCAUAUACCUGAAUUCUUUUAGCACAUUUCAUUGUAAGUGGCUCAGCCAGAUCUUCACAAUUUGUGGUGUCAAAACAUCAAACAGGCAGACAAAUAAUACUGCUUUAAAUAUUUACAUAUAUAUUUCUUCUCCAAUAUAUAGCAUUCCUGAUAACCAUUGUUCCAUGAUACUUAUAUGUCUAAGUGUAGAAAUUAAUAGCAGAAUUAUCAAAAUACAUCUGUAAAAUGGUUAAAACCUGUAUUUUAACACAAAAAAAAGCGUAGUAAUGUAGAAUUUUACAUUACUUCCCACUUUAUAAAUGUUAAGGGAUAACUUACUUAUUCAAACAAAUGACCAAAUUUAAAUUUUGCAUUCUGUUAUAUACUUUUUCUAACACAUUUGCAUUGCGAUAUAUCACUUACAAAAACUCUAUUAAAGAUGAUACAUGAUGUUUUUGUUUUCUUUAUACUAUGUCAAGGAAGAAGCAUCAGUAAAUGUUUGUGUCAGUAAAUGUAUUUUUUUUCAAGCCCCAUUUUGGCAGAGGUUUGAUUUCAAGCUCACACACCACUGAAAUGUUAUAUAUUUUACAUAAUAUCUUCUUUGUUUUUCAUAAGGGUUCAAAUGGAUACACUAGAGCCAUACUAUAAGACCCCUUAAGUUUAUUUUAAGACAAUUUAACAGCUAGCAGACAUUGUGUUGGUUGGUUGUUGAUUUUCAAACAAAGUUACUCAGGAUUAUCUGCACUAGCCACCCCUAAUUUUAAUGUGAUAGACUAGAUGGUAGGCAGUUACUUAACAUCACCCAUUACCGACUCAUGGGCUAAUCUAAAUCGAACAGUGGGAUUUGACCAUCACUCUUAUAAUGCACCCAUUGCAUCAAAGUGCAUAGCAUGUUUUUGUUUCUGUAAGGGAAUGCAAACUAUGGAACUUCAGAUCCACACUGAACAUUAGACUACACACUCCCCUCAGAUGCAUUAGCUAGUUACUGGCCAAUGAAAACAUAGUUCAUUUUUCUGAGUAGAAUCUUAGCUUGAACGAAGGUAACAAUUCAUUUAAUUGAUCCAGCUAAGAGAUCACAAGCCCACUAGGAAACCUUUGAAAUGUAGAAAAAAAUAAGUUGGUAUCCCAACCUUUACUUUCUUCAUGUAGUCUAUAAAAGCCUUUAAUUUGACAUGUUGGGCCUUUAUUUUGUAAAAUUGAAGAGUUCUUUGCCACAAAAAUAUCGACUGUCAGCAGGACAUAUAAACAUUUGUGUUACAUAUAUUAAUAUAAUACUUAUUUUUAGUUUGAUAAAGGUAUGUGUUUUUGUUUUUUUAAGUCAUACAUUGCUUUUACAUUCAUGUCAUUUGAAAUAGUUUUAGGAUUUUUUUCAGCCAUCUGUGGACUGACUCAAUAGCCUUGUCUUUCCAUCUACCCAACAAAAUGAAAUAAAAGUAUGUUUUAAGUAUGGUGGUGAGGAAAACAACCUGACAGAAACAGCUUUAAAAAUAUUUUAAAUUGAAAAGUUUUGGGAACAGUUUGGAAUAGGUACUUGCAGUUUACUAUAAUUUAUCAUUAAGUUGUCUUCUAUAGGAAAGUAAAUAUAAAAUAUAUAUCUAUAAUAAAUAACAUUUCAAGCAUAAAAUUAAAAUAAAAACAUUUACAAAUAGGUAUAUGCACUGUUAACUAUUUUCUCUAUUGAUAAUAUGAAAUUUGACAAAACACUAGUGAAAAAUAACCUGUAUCUGUGUAUUUCAACCUGUAUUUUCAUACUUUAUAACCAUAAUUGUGAAAAUUAAAAACAAAUAAUCGACUAUACGGGCCUGGAUGAACAACGUUAUUGGUUCUGCUGAGUGAAAUCUCAGAUUGAACAAAGAUUCCUGCUUAGUUACCUGGAACUUUUUCUAAGCCUCAACUCCUUCAGAGAAGUCUAUUUGUUAAUAAAUAUUGGAAUGUAACAAAAACCAAAGUGAACUUCCAUGAAGGAGUUUAUAAAAUCCCAUGUACUGUCAUUAUAAAUUUGUAUUUUAAUACAUUUAUCUAGAAUAGAUGAUUAAUCUCAAUAACAAGGAAUCCUCUGAUUCUUCGUGUACUUCUUAAAACAAUGUUUUUCGUAAAGAAUGUAAUUACUAUGUAUACUGAUCCUUCAGUUCCAUUUAAGAAAUAUAUGAGCACUAAAUAAAAACAAAUAAA
Molecule: messenger RNA, 5696 nt
Organism: Limulus polyphemus (Atlantic horseshoe crab)
Lineage: Eukaryota; Metazoa; Arthropoda; Merostomata; Xiphosura; Limulidae
Product: low-density lipoprotein receptor class A domain-containing protein 4-like
Exons: 4
Coding region: 197-1147 (316 amino acids)
Biological process (GO): negative regulation of transforming growth factor beta receptor signaling pathway
Cellular component (GO): Golgi membrane; early endosome membrane
Molecular function (GO): R-SMAD binding
Source: RefSeq, a predicted model, not a curated record